AGAGGGCUUUUAUUGUGGCAGUAGAGUAACGGAAGCGGGGCGGUAACGUCUGGUACGCGGCCAAUUGUAGGCCGCGUACCAGACGGUGCGGUUGAGGAUCGCUCAAAUCUGUGGUGGGUCGUCGAGGAGACCUGCAACGUUAAGAUCACACUGAGGGAGGGCCGCCCCGAUGUUCUGCUGAUACUGGGUCGCGAUGAGGUGGCCCAAGCGCCUGGGCUCCUACAGGCGGGUGUUGCUUCCUGUCGUGAUCUUGGGUUUCGUGACUCUGGCGAUCGUCUCUCUUCCCUUAUUUGACACGGAAAGCCCCAAGCCUCUUAAGUUGCACGUCGACCCUGCACACCAACAGCGGGUCCACGAGUACGUGCAGAGCGUACUGCAACGGGAAUGUCGUCCCGGUAACGCCCGACGGAGCCUGCUUGACAGACUUCCUGCUUCUGGUCAUGUGACCCAGCCUUUCCUGGGGAGUGAUGCGCCGCUGCCCGAUGACCUCUUCCUCUUCCCGCCCCCCUUUGGGUUCAGAGGUCUGCGGGACAAGCUGGAAGACACGCUUAGGCUGCUGCCCCGCACGGAGCCGCCCCGGCCGCAACAGGGCCCCGGGGCCUGCCGCCGCUGUGUGGUCAUGGGAAAUGGAGGCAUUCUGAGAAACAUGGAGCUGGGCCCGCUUAUCGACCGCUUCGAUACCGUAAUCAGAUUAAACAGCGGGCCUUUGGGCGAGUUCAGCGGCGACGUGGGGAAUCGAACCAGCAUCAGGGUGAGCUACCCAGAGGGCACGCCACGCCAGUGGGUGGACCAUGACCCCCAGCCUCUGUUUGUGGCCGUGGUUUACAAGGCGGUGGACCUCAGCUGGCUGUCGGCCAUGAUCAACAAACACACCGUGGGUCUUUGGGACAGGCUGUUCUUCUGGCAGAAGGUUCCGGAUCGGAUCCCGCUGGAGCCUCAGCGGUUCAGACUGCUGAACCUGCAGUUGAUCCGAGAGACCGCCAUGGGCCUGCUGCAGUACCCCCCUCCCCAGAGCCGCCUCUGGGGCUUGGACCCGAACGUCCCCACCCUGGGCAUGUCUGCGCUCUCCCUGGCCAGCCUGCUGUGUGACGAGGUCAGCCUGGCGGGCUUUGGCUACAACCUGUCCCAGCAGGGGGCGCCACUGCACUACUACGACCGGCUGCCCAUGGCCGCCAUGCUGAAGCAGAAGAUGCACAACGUGGACCGGGAGCGGGAGCUGCUGCGGGAGCUAGUAAAAGGCGGGGCCAUCAGCGAUCUGACCGGGGGGCUGCACUGCUCCGUUUGCUCCGGCUGACAGGGGGGGGGGGGGGGGGCUGGUGUGGGGUUGGGACCGGGCCCUACUGGGGGAACCUGGAGGUGCAUGGCACCUUUCAUGAGGAAAGGAAAAGGCGAUAUGAGAACAACGUCAAAUUUUAGCUUUUGAUGUUACAAUUUUAUUUGUAUGACACGAAUAAUCCAAAUAGGUCUUAAGAAUAGAAUAGAAAUGUUCUGGAUCGAUGAGUUUACUGAUACAAACAAGCUGGUAAUACUGGGAAUUAAAACGUUAAAGUAUUUCGCCAGACGACGUACGGGAUAAUGAGAAGGAAAGCUCUCGAACAAAGAAGGGAAGCCUCAGGCAAAGGUCUUCACCUAAGAUCAGGAGAAGACAUUGGACAGUUCUGUUGCCAUGGUGAAGGAGUGGACUUCCAUCUUGCAAAUCUGGGAUGAAAUUAAAACUGCACUGGUUGAUGUUUGAGACUUUGUUAGAAUAUGAAACUUUUAUUUUAAUGUUUUGGCUUAUAGACAUUUCUUCUAAUUAUAUCUUAAUAUUCUCUUUUUGAACCUUUGUUUAGUUAUUUUAUUUUUUAUGAUUGAUUUGGUAUUCUAAUCUGCUGCACACUUAUUAUUUUGAUAUUUUGUGACUUUUUCUAAAAAAAGUAAUGUGAAUGUUCUCUACUGUAUCAUUUACAUGUUUGAUCAAUACCCUC
This is a messenger RNA of Gadus macrocephalus (Pacific cod), 1967 nucleotides long. RefSeq names its product ST3 beta-galactoside alpha-2,3-sialyltransferase 5 (gene st3gal5). Gene Ontology annotation, molecular function: lactosylceramide alpha-2,3-sialyltransferase activity. The coding region runs from base 194 to 1294 and encodes 366 amino acids. The transcript is spliced from 8 exons. Lineage: Eukaryota; Metazoa; Chordata; Actinopteri; Gadiformes; Gadidae. The record is from RefSeq and is a predicted model, not a curated record.